Messenger RNA from Cyclopterus lumpus (lumpfish), 5036 nucleotides. RefSeq names its product phosphoprotein membrane anchor with glycosphingolipid microdomains 1 (gene pag1). Gene Ontology annotation, biological process: intracellular signal transduction; negative regulation of T cell activation. The transcript has 9 exons. The coding region runs from base 1802 to 3169 and encodes 455 amino acids. Gene Ontology annotation, cellular component: plasma membrane; membrane raft. The record is from RefSeq and is a predicted model, not a curated record. Lineage: Eukaryota; Metazoa; Chordata; Actinopteri; Perciformes; Cyclopteridae.
CACACACACACAAAUCAAAGACACGUAGCUGGAUGUCUGUGUAUGACUAAAUCUCUUUUACUCUCAAAGCAGUUGACUGUGUGGCGGCAAAUAUAAGAGGACAGCAGCAUGACAAAUGCUUUGUAACAGUUUUAUCUUCAGGGCAUUCACAGCAUGCAGCAUGCAGCAUGCUGUGAAUGCUGGUAUUUGGAUGGAGACCGGACCGGGUAUGUGCAGCUGUUGCACCUAAGAAGGGAGUUGAGUGAGGAGCAAAAGGGGACUUUAGCAAACUGCACCAGUUCAAGUCUAAGGAGAGUUACAGGCUUUAGUUCACACAGCCCUUAAUUGAAAGGAUCACACUGGAGCUGUCCAAACAUCCAGCUCAGACUGCAGCUACAUCUGAAAGCGCUGCUGACAUGUUUAAAUUGGGUUUUAUUACAGACAAACUAAUGAUCGGUUGUUUUUUGUUUGUUAACGUCACCUGUUCCACAAGGGAUGCAUCAAUUCUGAUGUUGGAUAUUGAGCUGAACUGUGACAUUUCAACAAAAAAGUUGCUGGGGCAUGAUUUAUUAUUUUCAUCAGCGCAUUCCUGAAAUGUGACGUGAUCGUCUCAAGCUAAUAAUCUCCUGGCUUCUUACUGAACGUAUAUGCCGGAGUGGUAUCAAACUAUUCCCUUUUAAUUUUUUUUUUCAGUUGCUUUUAAGACGCAUUUGAAUAAAACUAUUCAAAUGAUGUUGUUUAACCUCCGCAGGCCCGUUCCAUUCUCGGUGUGUAGGCUUUGAGUCAUAGCACCUUGUGGUAAAAUGACUUGAGAGAAACCAGAACUGUUCCCUUCUCAGGAGGGGCUGAACAGCUGCCUGUAAUUCAUGCACUUAUCCACUGGUCAUAAUGUGUCUGGACUGAUGGAGAACACAGUGAUGCUGCUGCGGGCCUGACAGUCCUGAGGAUAAUCACACCCUGUCUGACUGCUGUGAUAGUAGACUUUCAUCAUAGGCUGUCAAGAUGUCGUUAGGCAGACUACACACAUUUCACACUCACUUAGGCUUUAACAAGCGAGAACCCCGUCGCCGUCAACGGGAGGCAAACGGGGGAGCGCUCGGCUCGGCACCCUGCAGGCCCUGUUCCUCACUCCUGUUCGUCUGAGACACACACCUCAAGGAAUUGGGCCGAGGGUCUGAGUCUGGAGGAAGUGUGCGUGCGUGUUGAUGUGACUACCAAAGAAGGGCUGUUAAAUGUCAAGCGGGAUUCUGUUCUCAAAAUGGAAAGCAUUGUUCUGUGCCGUUGUCGGAAAGCAUUUUUUCUUUCAUUGAUCUGGAACAGAGCGAAACCGAGGAGCUGAAUGUGAUUAUCUCCCCUCUCAGAUCGAGUUCCCCGCUGUGUUCGCCGGGACGGGAUCUUCGCAACAGCUAACUUGCAUAUUGCUUAUUCGUUUGUAAACUCUGUCAUGGACAAGUUAGGCUCUGCUUUGUUUUCACAUGACUCAGCCUAAAGUUAUCUUUUGAUUGGGUUUUCACCUCGCAUGUGGGGUUUCGGCUAAGAAAGAGGAAACGCUUCAGAGCUCACAUGGGCCAUUCAGCCGCCAUCAGACUUGAGUUUUGAGGGAUGCUUCUGUGUGCUGAUACGUGUUAGCUGCUUAUAUGAACUUUGCAAAUGAACAUUACAUACAUGCAGCUUUAUGGGUUGAGCUGACAGGAUUUAGGUGUCCAAUCCUAGCCCUGCAUGAAAGCCAAAUAUUUAUUAAGGCGAGGCCGCCCUGACUAAUCAUCCAAGGUGUCAAGACGGUACCUGUCCGAUGUCCUCUCCCCCCACAGUGUGAUGCGUCAUGGCUCCGGUGCUGAGAGGAGUGUGGUGGGGGCCCGAGGCCGGUGUCGUCGGGUCGGGCGUGGCGGCUGCUUCUGGGGUGGCGUCGUGGCUGGGCAGCGGGCAGCUGGUCCUGGUCAUCACCCUCAGCACCCUCAUCGCCCUGCUGCUGGUCUCUGUGCUGCUGCUUCUGUGUGCCAGCUGCCAGGGGCAGAAGAAGGCAGUCAAUGGACAUCCAGCAGGAGACCAUGAGAACCUCAUGAAUGGAGUAUCAGAGAGAGAGACGAUCAGCCAAUCAGCAGACAGUCCAGCAACGGACGUGGCCAUCAGCAGCUCUCAUAAUGGUCCUCUAACCAGCGGUACAAUCCUCACGGACACACAGGACACCAGCCCCCAGCCGUCAGAGGAGAUGCUCUCCAGCCAAUCAGAGCUCAGGUCCUCCAAGUGUCCUCAGGACCGUGAGCUUCCCAGCAUUCCUCCCAACAACGCCCUUAUUGUGGAUGGACCCCCAGCCUCAGGGGACCGCACCUAUGAGGUGGUGAAGGAGAUUGCGGUGGCAUCACGUGACGUCAGCGUUGAAGACUCCCUGUACGAGACGGUCAAGGAGCUCAAAGACCCCCCCGCUCAACUCGGCCUCCCCAACGGUACCAUCGAGCUGAGCCCCGAGGUUCCUCCCCAUCAUCCCACUGCCCUUCUCAACGGUCACCUCAGCCCCUGCACACCCGAGCGGGGGCCCCUGUGCGAAGGUGUGGAGUACGCCUCCGUCGACCUGAAUAAGAAGAGUCGUCACAGCGCCGACAUGGAGGCCAAAAGGCGCUCUGAUAACGCCGGUGUUCCCUCCCACAAGCCUCUGGAGGAACCAGAGGAGGACCGACCUCCGCCGGUACCAGAGAAGGUUCUGGAUGAAAAUGACAACCAGCCAGUGGUAACGAAUGGGCUGGCCGGUCCUGGACUGCACAAUGGAGAGUUACACUCCCCUCUGUCUCCUGCACCCGGGUUCGACAACCACAUUCUGUCAGACAAUGAGUCAGCAGUGUACUCUACAGUCAACAAGACAAACGGUGAUGAUGCUGAGAACGAGGAAGACACAGAGCCCGACUACAGCAGCAUCGCAGAGCUCAAAGGUCUCGUCACGGCCUCUUCCUCCUGUGACCUCUACGCCACUGUCCGGGAUAUCUUUGACCAACCCGACGAGUCCCAGCCGGGGGAAGACCCCGUCUUGGACCGCACAGAUCACGGCUACGAAACUAUCCGCAUCCCAAAGACUAGUAGCUCGGAUGAUAACCACAGGGCCGGGCCAGGAGCGGAGGGAUCAGAUGCCGCCACGGCGGAGCCUGACUACGAGAGUGUUGGAGAGUUAGGUCUGGGCCGGGAAACGUCCCGCCUCUGAGUUUGUCGCCUCACCGUCUUCAUGCAUGGUGCCGGGGGAGGAGCCUCCUCUCUGACAUCACUGCAGUGCUAGUAAGCAUGCUUUUGGUGCAUGACUUGGGGGGGGGGGGGGGGGCAGAAAAAGGCUCGCCACAGCAUUCAUCAUCAAUGCAUGAGUGACCUCUUUACAGCUUGGGUACGGUUUAUCAUAACUGAUUUUUUUAUUUAUCAACCACGAUGAAUAUCAUUGGUACUGGUCGGCCUGAUAGAAAAUGAAAUGUAGUACCUCAGUCAUUGGGCAUUAAUCAUGUGGAUGAGUGCACUUUGGAUCAUCAUUAAAUUAAAUAAUUUAACAACACUCGAUUGUGGAAAAAGAUAGAAAUAAAUUCAAAUAAAAUAAAUCUCCAAUCACAAGCAGCAUUUUAACCGUUUGCUGAGGACACGAUCAGUGUCCGUGAGAUUUUAAAAAAACAGAAUUCUGUGCCAUAUAUGUAACUCAUGCACUUACUGUACUUAUGAAGGAAACAUUGUUUGUAUGCCAUAUCUGCAGCUGCUAGUGUCUUUCUGGCUUCUUCUAGGUGACUCAGUGUCAUGUUUUAUUGAGGUGUCAAAUGGUGUAUUUCUAGCUAUUCUUUGUCAGGUUCAGCAGCACCUCCACUGUGCUUCCUGUGCUUGCAGUUCAUGUGAAUGGGUUAGCGGCACGGAGAGCAAAAGCCAGUCUUAUCUGUGACCUAAUAUUUAGUUGAAACAAUUUGUUAGAUUACGCCACCAAAUAGAAAGGAAGACUUUUUGACUGCGACAUACAUUCUCUGCGAUCGAGAGCCAAGUGGAGGAAGGCGGCUUCACACUUGAGGUUUUCACAUUUUGAAAGCAUUUUUAUACGUUUUACAGUCCAUGUCAACAUUGUUUGUGACAUUUUUAUUUAUUUUAAGAGGCAUAUUGUUAAUGUAAUGUAAUUGUGAAAUAUUACAGAGUAUGUCUCUCAGAGAAAAAGUGAAUAAGGUUUUCUAGAAGUUUUUAGCAAUUUUAUUUAGAUACUAAAUGAACGCGAGUUGUGUGGUGAUGACAGAUAUAAAGGUACGCUUUCCACUGACUUUAAAAAAAAAAAAAAUGAUGUGAACAUAUUUUCUUUUUUUGUCAUUUUGCACAGGAGUCACAUUCAAAUGAUGUGUAAUGCGAUAAAGUGACAUUACAAACUUGCAUUACUAAUACAAACCUAUUGACCAACUGUAUUUGUUGGUUGUCAUGUUCUUUUGAGCCUACUCUUGGUACAGUAUGCUGCUUUCAGUUGGUGUCCCGGAUGAUUUUUAAGCACAAGGUUUAAUAUCAUGGUACUGCAUUUAUAUACAGCUUCAUAAAAGCAUGUAUCCAGCUAUAGCUCUGCACAAUUUGAAUAUUUUAUGCUUUUUAACUUACUAGUAGCACUAUGAGCGAUCCAUAUCUGUCUGUUUGUAGCUUGUACUGACGACAUGCCAACUAAGGCUUGUAUAUACUUUGAGCACUAUUUUAACCAGCUUUUACUCGCUGAAUGUUUUAUGUAAGCUUUUACUUAUUUGUACAAUGUCCAGAGUGGUAUACUUUUAAAAUGAGUCUUUUAAUAGCACUGAUGCAUAUUUGCCUUGUUUUAAGGAAAACAUGCUGUCCAAUGGCUUUUUUAUUAUUAUUAUUGUAACUCAAAGUUGUCAAAUAGCCUUUGAGUAGUAACCAAUCAAAUGUCACAAAUACGGUACAAUGUUUUGAUACAUGUAUUUUAAGAGACAUGGAGUCUGGUACUUUUUUUUCUUUUUCUUUGACUGUGUUAAUGUGUCAAUACUGUUGUUUGAUGUUUGUUUUCAAAUUCAACAGGGCCAAUGCUUUUUGCUGUAAAUAUAUACUUUACUGCUCCAGUA